GUUGGGUCUAAUAUACGAACAAAAGCAAUCGGGGCCUCAACUCAACAGCUGAGCUUGAGGAACACCCACCGCAUUUCGGACACAGGGAGGAGAAAGAAGUAAGCAAAGCCAUGAUCUCGCAGUUCUUCGUGCUCUCACAGCGUGGCGAUAACAUCGUCUUCCGCGACUAUCGCGGUGAAGUACCAAAAGGAAGUGCGGAGAUAUUUUUCCGGAAGGUGAAGUUUUGGAAAGAAGAUGGGCAAGAGGAAGCACCACCUGUCUUUAAUGUGGAUGGUGUCAACUACUUUCAUGUGAAGGUUGUUGGACUAUUAUUUGUUGCAACCACAAGAGCUAAUGUAUCGCCAUCUCUUGUCUUGGAACUUCUUCAAAGAAUUGCCCGUGUCAUCAAAGAUUAUGUUGGAGUUCUCAAUGAAGAUUCAAUAAGGAAGAAUUUUGUGCUUGUGUACGAGUUGCUUGAUGAAGUCAUGGAUUUUGGCUUUGUGCAAACAACAUCAACUGAACUGUUGAAGUCUUAUAUCUUUAAUGAGCCAAUUAUUCUUGAUUCUGCACGUUUAUCAUCUAUUGGCCCUACUGGCCUUUUUAUGCAAGGGACAAAGAGAAUGCCUGGAACAGCUGUCACAAAAUCAGUUGUUGCAAGUGAGCCUGGCGGUAGGAAGAGGGAGGAAAUUUUUGUGGAUAUAAUCGAGAAGAUCAGUGUUACUUUUAGCUCUAGUGGGUACAUACUGACUUCUGAGAUUGAUGGCACCAUUCAAAUGAAGAGCUAUCUCACUGGCAAUCCAGAAAUCCGAUUAGCUCUUAAUGAGGACCUGAGCAUAGGAAGAGGUGGAGGAUCGGCAUAUGACUAUAGGAGUUCCUUUGGCUCAGGAGCAGUGAUACUUGAUGAUUGUAAUUUUCACGAAUCUGUACGUCUUGAUAAUUUUGAAGUAGACAAAACUCUGACCCUGGUACCCCCUGAUGGUGAAUUUCCUGUCAUGAACUACCGUAUGACUCAGGAGUUCAAGCCUCCUUUUCGUAUUAAUGCUUUGAUUGAAGAAGCAGGAGCGCUUAAGGCCGAAGUGAUUCUGAAAAUAUUUGCUGAGUUCCCAUCAAACAUUACUUCAAAUACAAUUGCUGUACAAAUGCCGCUACCUAAAUAUACAAUCAGAGCCAGUUUUGAGUUGGAACCGGGAGCAGUUGGGCAAACAACAGAUUUCAAGGAAGCAAAUAAGAGACUUGAAUGGGGUUUAAAGAAGAUUGUUGGUGGAUCUGAACAUACACUGCGUGCCAGACUGACCUUUUCACCGGAAGCACAUGGAAAUAUAACAAAAGAAUCCGGUCCAGUUAGCAUGACGUUUACAAUACCUAUGUAUAAUUCUUCAAGACUUCAGGUAAAGUACUUGCAGAUAGCAAAGAAAUCUGGAACUUAUAAUCCAUAUCGGUGGGUUAGAUAUGUCACGCUCGCCAAUUCAUAUGUUGCUCGUAUAUGAUACAAUAAAGCUUCAUAUGUUAAUGGUAUUUCACGGUGGAGGAAUUGGAAAGAAGGGUUCUAGUUGCAAGAUGUCUUAUGAAACCCUCACUCUUUUCCUUCUUUGGUGGGUCUGGAUAUUUCUCUAUUCUUUUUCAGUGGUUUCAUUUCUUGACUAACAUUAGGCUGUAUCGUUGGAUUUUUAGUAGGACAAUUGAAUUAUUAAAUUGCUCCUUCUGCAGUGCUUGUUCAAUAACUAUAUAAAUGCACUCAAA
Prunus avium (sweet cherry) is the source of this 1719-nucleotide messenger RNA. RefSeq names its product Clathrin adaptor complexes medium subunit family protein. The record is from RefSeq and is a predicted model, not a curated record. NCBI's taxonomy places the organism in Eukaryota, Viridiplantae, Streptophyta, Magnoliopsida, Rosales, Rosaceae. Gene Ontology annotation, biological process: intracellular protein transport; vesicle-mediated transport. Gene Ontology annotation, cellular component: clathrin adaptor complex.